AUCGUGGCCAGCCUCUCUGCCCGCUUGCUCGGCCAUCGCCAGUCCAACGAUACCCAUCCAGCCAUGUUGACCGCCACCGGCAGCCGGCUCUACGCCUGCAACAACCACGGCCCCGACCACGACCUGUUCCUCUCGUACCGGGUCGCCACCGAUGCAGACACCGCCAGGGAACUCAAGCAGAUGCUCUCCUUGGCUGCCCUCCGUCGAUACGGCAAACCGCUUGCUGUCUUCCACGAUGUCGACUGCCUCGUCGACGCCCGCGACUGGCGAGACGGCUUUCUUGGUGCCCUCCCCAAGAGCAAGGCCGUUAUCCUCCUCCUCAGCCAGGCUUCGAUGGACCUGAUGAAGGACAAGGUCCUCUCGAGCCAGGAGGACAAUGUCGUCCUCGAAAUCAAGACCGCCCUCGACCUCAAGGAUGCCAAUCCCGCUCUGCCUGUCCUUCCCCUCGGAAUCGCCACCAAGGAGACCAAGGACGGCGUCGAUGUCUUCACUCCCUUCCUACCGCACAAGGUGUCUCUCCCCGACGACCCGGCCUUUGCCUCGGUCAAGGAAACCCUCGGCAGAAUGAACCAGAUCCAGAUGUUUGGCAUUCGUCCCGACCAGAUGCACCAGCGAGUCUACCGCAUCCUCAACCUGCUCCACCCCGUGCAAGUCGAUUCCGCCACCAAAAUCGCACUCUACGACUCGCUCUUCUGCGACUCCAAGUUCCGAGUCGAUCCCGCCCACCUCGACACCUUGCUCAAGCAGCUCACCCUGACUGGCCGCGCCGUCAUCUCGGGCAUGGGCGGCAUGGGCAAGUCCGUCCUGGCCCUCCAGAUUCUCCACUUCAUGAUGGGCACCCUCGACGUCAGCAACAAGGACGACCUCAAAACCGUCAAAGACGAGACCAUCGGCAUCAAGCCGCAGUACAACCAAGUCUUCUGGAUCAACUGCUCGACCGAGUCGACUGCCCUCGAUGGGCUGUGCGAACUGUUUGAUGGUGUCGAGCCAGAGAAGGUCAAGAAGCAUGCCGCCAAGUUCCUCGCCAAGACACGCGGCUAUCUCCUGGUGCUCGACAAUGUCGAUGACAUCGGCGUGGUCGACUCUGUGUUUGAGCACUCCAAGUCGGUCGGGUUCAGCGGCGAUGUGGUGGUGACGACCCGACUGGCCUCGCUGCCUCCCGGUGCAUUCGCCAGUGCUGUCAAAGCCAAGAACCCUGGAUAUAGACAUGACCCACUCCGCCUGGGUAACUGGGACGAUACAACCACCCUGAACUACAUUCUGUCAACGUCAUCUGUCUUUGCCGAGAGGAUUGUUACCGAAGAGGCUCGAGAGGCUCUCAAGCGAAUCAUGACCAAGAUCGACGGAUAUCCGCUCGUUAUUCAGACAUUCAUGACCUUCUACGAGAACAACGAGGUGCCGCUGUCCGAGAUCGAGCGGCUGUUCUCCAAGGUCCUCGAGGAGCAGGAUGGCGAGGACGAGACUCGGUCGUCGCUCAAGGUGAUUGUGGAUCUGUCGCUGGACUCGAUUAUGAAGCGAGGGAAUGAAGGCAUCGAGGCGGCCAGGCUGUUCGGUGCCCUCAGUCUGGUGGCGCCGACCAACAUCCAGUUCGAGCUGAUCAAGGAGAUCGUGCAGAAGAUGGAGCUCAAGACCGAUGUGACUGAUCUGAUCAAGAUGGUGAUCCAAAGCGGCCUUCUCCGAAGCGGAGCCGAAGGGCUGUACUCGACCCACUCGCUGACUCAAUUCGUUGCCAGAGAGUAUAUCCAAAAGCGUGAGGAGCUCAACGCAGAGGAGGCCCGGCGUCUGAUUGGCAACGUGUUGAUUUCGAUGACGGACUCGCUUGACGCCAAAGCACUCAAGUUCUCGAGCCACCUUGAUACUUAUUCUGCCAUCGCGAUUCCGGAAGAGUACUCGAGCAAACUGCAUCCGCUGCUUGUUUUCCGAAUCUCAAUGUUGGCCCACGGUCAAGCACAAUAUGGCAAAGCUAUUCACGUGUUGCUCAGCAACCUCGACCGAAUCAAGGCAUUUUGUUGCACCGAAAGCCAUCCGAACGUGGCCCAGGCUUAUACAUACCUUGGAAACGCGUAUUUUAGCCAGGGCGAUGUGAAAGCAGCCCAGCGGUACUACCAGCUGUCGCUUGACGUGUACUCCAAAAUUCACCGGUCAGAAAAUCACCGGUCGAUUGUCGCAAUCCUGGGAAACAUGGGUAUGAUUUCGUACCAGCAAGGCCGAAUGAACGACGCCCUUCAGUUUUAUCAGCGAUCGCUCGACAUUGCAUCCAAGGUGUACAAGACCCGAGAGCACCCGAUAUUCAUCCAUAUUCUGAGCGGCAUGGGCUCGGUGGCCCUCUUUCAAGAUCGCUUUGACGAUGCCAUGCAAUACUAUCAGGAGUCUCUUUCCAUCGCCAAUACCGUGUUCAAGUCCCGCAAUCAUCCUCAGUUCGCCCGUACGCUCAGUGAAAUGGGGGACGUUGCCCGUGCUCAGGGCCGGUUGGGAGACGCUAUCGAGCACUACCAAGAGUCGCUUGAUAUUGCAGUCAAAAUCUACGACUCACGCAAUCACCCCAUUGUAUCUCGGGCGCUGAAUGGGCUGGGCACAGUCGCCAGGCUGCAGCUGAGAUUCAACGAUGCACUGGUGUACUUGCAAGAGUCACUCGACAUACGAUACCGAAUCUAUGGCACCCACGAGCACCCCGAGAUAUCCACUGGUCUGCUACAGCUGGGAAACGUGAAUGUGGAACUGAAGAACGAUGACGAGGCGCUAAGGUGCUACUGGCAGGCAUAUAAGGUGGCUACGAAGGUGUACGGCACCGACGAUCACCACGACGUUGCUGUCGCCCUGGAUAACAUUGGCCGGCUGGAACAAAGGCGAGGAAACCGGAUCCAGGCUCGCGAGCUGUUUUCCAGGGCACGCGACAUCUAUCAGAAGGUCUAUGGGUCUGCAGCUCAUCCUGCAGUUGUGAAGCUCACGAAAAAAUUGGAUGCUACUCUCUCCGACACCUCCAUUGGCCAACCGGAUACUCAAUGA
Polychytrium aggregatum is the source of this 3006-nucleotide messenger RNA. RefSeq lists its product as uncharacterized. The coding region runs from base 64 to 3006 and encodes 980 amino acids. Gene Ontology annotation, molecular function: protein binding. The transcript is spliced from 2 exons. The record is from RefSeq and is a predicted model, not a curated record. NCBI's taxonomy places the organism in Eukaryota, Fungi, Chytridiomycota, Chytridiomycetes, Polychytriales.